AUGGCACCACCGCGAUUCAACAACCGAAGAACCGUUCUCGCUCUUCGCCUCUUCAUUCUCUUGUGCUUAAUCUUCCAAACCUUCGCUCAGGAUUCUCUGGCGCAUAAUGAAAGGCAAGAGUCCGGCGGAUCUGCGGAUCUCGGUCGCCGUGCCAAAGUUGCGUUGAGUGAUAUAGAGAAUGCUGCGGUUCUUCCUCUUAGCUUGGAUUCCUCAGGUGUUGGACUCUUCGAUGCUUUCUUUGCUAGUCUAUCAAUGAUCCUUGUCAGUGAGAUUGGGGAUGAGACAUUUAUAAUAGCAGCUCUCAUGGCUAUGCGUCACCCUAAGUCAAUUGUUUUGUCCGGUGCGCUCUCAGCCUUGAUUAUAAUGACAGUACUUUCAACAGGACUGGGAAGGAUUGUACCAAAUUUGAUUUCAAAGAAGCAUACAAAUAGUGCUGCUACAGUUCUUUAUCUUUUCUUUGGGUUACGACUGCUGUACAUUGCUUGGAGAUCAGAUCCAAAAUCUUCACAGAAAAAAGAAAUGGAAGAAGUUGAAGAAAAACUUGAAGGUGGACAAGGGAAAACAUCAUACCGGCGGUUCCUUUCAAGAUUUUGUACACCUAUAUUUAUGGAGUCAUUUAUUUUAACAUUCCUUGCCGAGUGGGGUGACCGUAGCCAGAUUGCAACAAUUGCACUGGCAACACACAAAAACGCAAUUGGAGUAGCAGUUGGGGCCACUAUAGGGCACACAAUCUGUACCUCAGUUGCAGUUGUUGGAGGAAGCAUGCUAGCAUCUAGGAUUUCCCAGCGUUCUGUAGCCACUGUUGGUGGUCUUCUCUUCCUCGGCUUUUCUUUGUCUUCAUACUUCUACCCUCCUCUAGAUUAA
Molecule: messenger RNA, 864 nt
Organism: Lathyrus sativus (Indian pea)
Lineage: Eukaryota; Viridiplantae; Streptophyta; Magnoliopsida; Fabales; Fabaceae
Source: the annotation of a GenBank genome assembly